ACCAUGGGCUUAGUCCAACCACUCCUAUAAUAAAAUUUGGUAGCCUAAUAUUUAUAAAGUCACCUAUUAUCAUAUCUCCCACACAAACAUAAUCUUUUUUUCAUCUCUAUCUCUUUUCUUGAUACAAAUCAAAAAUUUUCCAAUCAUGAUAAGCAAAAGACCUCGUCCCAUGAUCGGAAAGCUCUCUGAAUUAUUGGUUGCCGGCAACCGUGCCGGGUUUUCGGACAUGGUCACGAGUCCUAGAGGUCCAUUGGAGCUGAAUUAUAAGUUGCAAUCACCUAGAGGUUUAAAGAACUAUGACCUUGGUGGGGUUGGAUUGGGUAUUGUUGCUGCUCUUGAGAAGUCUAGGGAAGGUUGUGGACGUGAAAUUUUGGCCAAAUAUGCUGUUGCCACUUCCAAUUUGAACCGAUCAAGUCCUAUUCCAGUUGAUUCUAGCAAAAGGACCAGUACUUGUGAUAGGUAUAGUAAUAAAGGUUGUGAGGAACUACUUCAAGGCGAUAAUUGUGAGGAAGAUUAUACUUACGUGACUUGUCAUGGCCAAGGCAAGUCCAUAACUAGGGUGUUUUAUGAGGAAGAUGAUUGUAGAACAAGUGGGCAUCAAAGAAAUGGUCUCCAAAGAUGUAAUAAACUCAGUGCUGUUACUGUUAAGGAAUCGAGGCCAAGAUACGAGGAAGAUUUUUCACCGUACCCAACUUCAUAUUUUCUCAGUUCAUGUCACUUGUGCGGGAAAAAACUCCAUGGCAAAGACAUAUACAUGUAUAGAGGAGAGAAAGCAUUUUGUAGCCCGGAGUGUCGGUCAAGGCAAAUAAUGAUGGACGAGAGAAAAGAACAACAGUGCAGAUCAGAAGCACCAAGAUCUGCAGACGUUUCAAGUUCAUCAUACACAAGAGGCCAAAUUUUCUUAACUGGGAUCGUAGCAAUUUAGCUUUUUUGGCCAAAACAAAGAUGACCACACACCAAAAUCAGUGGUGGUCAUGACCCAGAUGCAUGGUGAUAAACAGUCCUAGAGUAUAUGUAUAUACAAUAUACGGCUAUUAUAUACAUACGAGAGUUAAUCAGAUUAUUGUUGGGAUGGGAAUUAAGGAUGAAGGAAAUAUAUUUUUGAUA
Messenger RNA from Quercus lobata, 1107 nucleotides. RefSeq names its product cyclin-dependent kinase, putative (DUF581). Lineage: Eukaryota; Viridiplantae; Streptophyta; Magnoliopsida; Fagales; Fagaceae. The transcript is spliced from 2 exons. The record is from RefSeq and is a predicted model, not a curated record. Bases 146 to 925 code for a protein of 259 amino acids.